UUGUAGCUUUUGGCUCCCAAAGCCCUUGAUUUCCUUUGGAGUUUGGGAGGAGAGACGUGAGGAGGAGGAGGGGGGAGUGGAGAGGCUGCCUUUCCUAGGGCCUUCGUCAGAGCAGAGUGGUCAGGAAGAGUCCUUCCACGCCGGAGAGAGCAACGACGUGCUGGGAUCGGAGCAGCGGGAUUGCACUCCUCUACGGCAGAUGAGAUGAAGCAGCUCUUCCUCCUCUUCCUCCUCGGGCUCAUCGCCAGCUCCUUGCAGAUCGAAGACAACAAGAUCCCUGGGCUGUGCUCGGGGCAGCCGGGCAUCCCAGGGACACCGGGCUUGCAUGGGGGCCAGGGUCUGCCAGGCAGAGACGGACGAGAUGGCCGGGAUGGAGCGAUGGGGAUGCCAGGGGAGAAGGGUGAGAUGGGCCCUCCAGGAGCACCGGGUCCCCGAGGAGAGGUGGGCAGCCCCGGCAUGGAUGGCAUGCAUGGUGAGAAGGGGGCCCAGGGCGAGUGCGCGGUGGCGCCCCGCUCAGCCUUCAGUGCCAAGCGCUCCGAGUCGCGCAGCCCGCCGCUGGCCGACCAGCCCAUCCGCUUCGACGUGGUGCUCAUCAACGAGCAGGGCCACUACGACCCCAACACGGGCAAGUUCACCUGCGAGGUGCCCGGCCUCUACUACUUCGCCGUCCACGCCACCGUUUACCGCGCCAGCCUCCAGUUUGACAUCAUGAAGAAUGGCCACUCCAUCGCCUCCUUCUUCCAGUACUACGGGAACUGGCCCAAGCCCACAUCGCUCUCGGGGGGAGCGCUGGUCCGCCUGGAGCCCGAGGAUGAGGUGUGGGUGCAGGUGGGCGUCGGGGACUACAUCGGCUUCUACGCCAGCGUCAAGACAGACAGCACCUUCACCGGCUUCCUCGUCUACUCCUACUGGAAAAACUCCGCUGUCUUCGCCUGAGCCUGUCUUCGGCUGCGGCCGGAGCCGAGGUGUGAGCCCUUCUCACCCACUUGUACCCCAGUGAGGGCAACGCCGGGUCCUGGCCACAUCGUAGCCGGGACACUGAGACCCCGCUCCGUUGCUGCUGCCCAGCGCAGGGCAGGAAUAUGGCCCCUCUGCCUCCCCACAGGCGGCCGGAGCAUCGCUUCAGCAGCGCUGUGUAACAGCUAAGUAUUACCUCGGGCACUCCGUUCUGGGGCAGGAUGCCCGCGCUCGGGAGCCUCAAUAACGUGGUUGCCAUAUAUUCCUCACCGUAGCCACCUUGGCUCGCAGCACAGCCCCACUGGCAUGGGCACAGCCCCCCAUCCCACGCUUCUCCCCAUGCACAGAGCGAUCCCAGGCUGCCUGGCCGCUGGCACGGCGAGGGUCCCGUCGCACCGCGGUCCUGGCGUGCUCCACGGACAACACUGUGCCCUUUCCACCUCCCCGGUGCCUUCGCCUACUCUUUCACCCCCAAUAAAGGACU
This is a messenger RNA of Cuculus canorus (common cuckoo), 1441 nucleotides long. It is a transcript of the gene C1QTNF5, whose product is annotated as C1q and TNF related 5. Gene Ontology annotation, molecular function: protein binding. The record is from RefSeq and is a predicted model, not a curated record. Bases 205 to 936 code for a protein of 243 amino acids. The transcript has 3 exons. NCBI's taxonomy places the organism in Eukaryota, Metazoa, Chordata, Aves, Cuculiformes, Cuculidae.